CGGUGACAGCACUUUAAUUUAGUAAACUUACGUUUGCACCAGCAGCCUCAGCAUUAGCAAUGAGCUCUUCCUCGAGCGCAAACUCCAAUGGAACCAUACGUAGGACAAAAGUACUCUUUCUGGGCAUGAGAAGGAGCGGAAAGACCUCAAUACUUCAAGUCCUCUUUGAGGAUCUCCCUGUCAAACAAACCUUUUACCUCGAGCCCACCAUGCGCGUCGCAAAGCAUUUCAUUGAUACCGUCAUCCCAUUGGAGAUAUGGGACUGUCCAGGAAACGUCACCGUCGAAACACUCGGCGCAUCUCUCCUUGAUUUUUCUACUAUAGUCUUCGUCAUAGACAUUCGAGAUCUGUACCAACAUCCCGUCUCAAAGCUCGUAGAAUUCAUCGUCGCAGCAUGUCAGGUCAACCCAGACAUAAAUUUUGAGGUAUUCGUGCACAAAGCGGAGAGGCUUCAAGAGGAUGACAAGAUCGAAAACUUCCGCCAGAUACACGAACGCGUCAUGGACCGCCUCGUAGAUGAAUCCCCUGAAUUUGAGCAAUUCCCUCUCAAUUUUCAUCUCACCUCCAUAUAUGACCAUUCUCUCCGAGAGGCGUUCUCUCGCGUGCUUCAUAAAUUGAUCUACUCCCUACCGUAUCUCGAAGAACUAUUAAACGUAUUUUGCUCUAAUACAGCAUCCCCAAAGGCUUUCCUAUUCGACACGUCCAGUAAAAUCCACGUUGCAACAGACUCGUCACCAGUAGACCAAGCCACGCACAACCUUUGCUGCGACUACUUAUCCAUGCUCAACUCUUUUGGACCCCUGUACAGGUCCAACUCUAACAAUCCACAGAUGAGUCGACAUUCCUUAACACCGGCGCCAACGCCCCCACCCACAGCCACUACAUCGACCCCCACCUCCAGUACCACUCCCGCUGGAACACCACCACUCACCACCUUAUCGACAUCCCCCGCUCCACCCUCAAAACCUCACUUCUUCCCCUCUGCAGCUACGUCGCUAUCACCCUCACGCCCAGGGACGACGCUCACAUACCACCUUGUCACGCCGCACCUCGCACUGCUGGCACUCCUUCCGACGACAGUGUAUGAGGUGCGCAGGGGUUUGGUGGAGUGGAAUGUUGUAUGGUUUAGGGAGGGCGUUAGAGAGAUAUGGGAGUCUGGGUUGCGCGGGGACUCUUAGUUGGUGACACUUGGUGUUGGCCUGCAUUCUACUUUGAAAGUAAUGUUUACUACAGGUAGGCUUUGAUCUGGUAGAUGUAGGAUGAAGUUCAUGGUUGACUAAGAAAACCGACAGUCAGAAGUAGCGGUCGGGU
Molecule: messenger RNA, 1311 nt
Organism: Suillus clintonianus
Lineage: Eukaryota; Fungi; Basidiomycota; Agaricomycetes; Boletales; Suillaceae
Product: Gtr1/RagA G protein conserved region-domain-containing protein
Exons: 7
Coding region: 60-1178 (372 amino acids)
Biological process (GO): cellular response to amino acid stimulus; regulation of autophagy; cellular response to starvation
Cellular component (GO): fungal-type vacuole membrane; Gtr1-Gtr2 GTPase complex; nucleus
Molecular function (GO): GTPase activity; GTP binding
Source: RefSeq, a predicted model, not a curated record